Messenger RNA from Anthonomus grandis grandis, 1564 nucleotides. Its product is annotated as tubulin alpha-1 chain-like. The record is from RefSeq and is a predicted model, not a curated record. NCBI's taxonomy places the organism in Eukaryota, Metazoa, Arthropoda, Insecta, Coleoptera, Curculionidae. The coding region runs from base 142 to 1518 and encodes 458 amino acids. Gene Ontology annotation, biological process: microtubule cytoskeleton organization; mitotic cell cycle. The transcript has 3 exons. Gene Ontology annotation, cellular component: microtubule; cytoplasm. Gene Ontology annotation, molecular function: GTP binding; structural constituent of cytoskeleton.
UAAUUAUUAUCUUAAAAUGAAUCACAGUUAAUCUCAAGUAAGCCUAUUUAUGGUUUCAUGUGAAAAGUACAUCAUUCGGUUACAGUACUUAAUUCUAUAAAAUAAAAACAUAUUUGUGGUUUAAAAAAAUUAAGGAAAAAAAUGAGCCGGAAAUUUAGAGAACUUCAACGUGAAUGCAUUUCAAUUCAUGUGGGCCAAGCAGGAGUACAAAUUGGUAACGCCUGUUGGGAACUUUACUGUCUUGAGCAUGGAAUCCAACCAGAUGGCCAAAUGCCUUCAGACAAAACUGUUGGUGUUGCUGAUGACUCCUUUAACACUUUCUUCAGCGAAACUGGUACUGGGAAGCACGUACCCAGAGCAGUAUUCGUUGAUUUAGAACCCACCGUGGUCGAUGAAGUCAGGACGGGAACUUACAGACAAUUGUUCCACCCUGAACAACUGAUUACAGGCAAAGAAGAUGCUGCUAACAACUACGCUCGCGGCCAUUACACGAUUGGAAAAGAAAUAGUCGAUUUGGUUCUUGACAGGAUCAGAAAGUUAGCCGAUCAAUGCACCGGGCUACAAGGAUUUUUGAUUUUUCACUCAUUUGGUGGAGGCACCGGAUCUGGUUUCACUUCAUUGCUGAUGGAACGUCUCUCAGUCGAUUAUGGCAAGAAGUCCAAGUUGGAAUUCGCCAUUUACCCUGCACCCGAGAUUUCAAAUGCUGUGGUGGAACCCUAUAAUUCCAUCCUCACUACUCACACCACUCUAGAACAUUCUGAUUGUGCCUUUAUGGUCGACAAUGAAGCAAUUUACGAUAUUUGCAGAAGAAACUUAGACAUUGAGAGGCCAACAUACACCAACUUAAACCGACUUAUUGGUCAAAUUGUUUCAUCUAUUACAGCCUCUUUGAGGUUCGAUGGGGCCCUAAAUGUUGACUUAACAGAAUUCCAAACCAAUUUGGUACCAUAUCCUCGUAUUCACUUCCCAUUGGUUACCUAUGCUCCUGUAAUCGGCGUCGAGAAAGCUUAUCACGAACAGUUAUCUGUUGCUGAUAUCACCAAUGCUUGUUUUGAACCUUCUAACCAAAUGGUAAAAUGUGAUCCAAGACAAGGAAAAUAUAUGGCCUGUUGUAUGUUAUAUAGAGGAGAUGUUGUACCUAAAGACGUCAACGCUGCUAUUGCCACCAUAAAAACCAAACGGACCAUUCAAUUCGUUGACUGGUGUCCAACCGGUUUUAAGGUUGGUAUCAACUAUCAACCGCCAACUGUUGUACCUGGUGGAGAUUUAGCCAAAGUCCAACGUGCCGUUUGCAUGUUGUCCAAUACGACUGCUAUUGCAGAAGCUUGGGCCAGGUUGGAUCGCAAGUUCGAUCUUAUGUACGCUAAACGUGCUUUCGUACAUUGGUACGUCGGCGAGGGAAUGGAAGAAGGGGAAUUUUCGGAGGCACGUGAAGAUUUGGCCGCUUUAGAAAAGGAUUAUGAAGAGGUAGGAAUGGACACCGAACAAGACGAAGGAGAUGAUGCUGAAGAAUAUUAAAUGACGUCCUAAUGGUUCUUUUGAAUAAAUUGCUUUUUUUUCUUAA